UAAUAUACUUUUAAUUGGUGUCAUUAAGUGCACUUUAUGUUACUGGAGCUGCUAUUUUCUUGCCUAAAGGCGCUUUCUUUGUUUUUGAAUGACUAGUAAUAUGUAUCUCAGGGCACACAUCAUUGCUAUAAUAUAUUCUUAUUACGAAGCCAAGAUCGGAACCACCUACACGUCCCAUAAGACAUGAACAGAAAGCAGCUCCCCUGAUUUUAUAGCAUUUCUCUAACAUGAACGACAAGAGGCACUUGCUAUCUUGCAUCUUGCUAUCAUCCGUUCUAUUGUCUUGUGUCGAAGCUCAGUCAUUUAUCGGAUUCGAGGCAAACGCCACACAAGUGAGUGAAGGAGCAGGAAUUGUAUCCCUUGUGAUAGUCAGGACUGGAGACACAAGUGGGAAUGACACUGUCAGAUUCACAACAAUUGAUGGAUUCGCCUCGUCUCUGACGGACUACAUUGCAAUUAGCAACCUGGAAGUGAUCUUCUUAACAAAUGAAACGACUAAAACAGUUGACGUCUCCAUCACCGACGAUGACGAUAUAGAGAACGAUGAAGUGUUUUUUGGUAGACUGACCACCAUCUCGCCUAACAUCACCCUCACCAUUGACACAGCGGGCAUUACUAUUCUGAACGACGAUAAAGCUCAGACAUUCAUCAAAUUCCAAACGAACACAAUUCAAGUGAGUGAGGGAGACGGAGUCGUGCCUCUUGUCAUAGUCAGGACUGGAAAUAUAAGCGGCAACGACACCAUCAGUUUCAGCACAAGUAACGAUACCGCCUCGCCUUUAACAGACUACACCAAAAUCAACAACCUCGAAGUGACAUUCUUAUCCAAUGAGACGACUAAAACAGUUAAUGUCUCUAUCACCGACGAUGUCAAGGUGGAGGAAAACGAGACCUUCUACGCGCAUCUUACCACGAGUUUAUCCAGCGUAAAUAUAACCGACAACAGAGUAUCCAUAACUAUUCUAGAUGACGAUAAAGCAACGAUUGCCUUCAUCUCGACUUCAUACACUUCCCCGGAAGGCAAUGGACUCGUCACUCUGCAGUUAUCAAAGACGGACAAUUCUGAUGUUCCACUAACAGUCAGUGUCAGCACAGCCAACCUGACGGCCUACACGCCAUCUGACUACACGGCCAUCAGCGAGACCAUCACUUUCGGCCCUAGUGAGACAGUCAGAGAGGUGAACGUUACCAUAAUAAAAGAUGGAAGAGUUGAAAAUGACGAAAUAUUCCAGGCCCUCCUCACUACAAGCAACUUUGCGCAAAUUAUACUAGAGAACACUACAAGCAACGUCACAAUCAAAGAUGGCGACAAAGCAACGAUUGCCUUCAUUUCGACCUCAUAUACUUCCCUGGAAGGCAAUGGACUCGUCACUCUGCAGUUAUCAAAGACGGACAAUGCUGAUAUUCCACUAACAGUCAGUGUCAGCACCGCCAACCUGACGGCCUACACGCCAUCUGAUUACACGGCCAUCAGCGAGACCAUCACUUUCGCCCCUAGUGAGACAGUCAGAGAGGUGAACGUUACAAUAAUAAAAGAUGGAAGAGUUGAAAAUGACGAGAUAUUCCAGGCCCUCCUCACUACAAGCAACUUUGCGCAAAUUACACUAGAGAACACUACAAGCAACGUCACAAUCAAAGAUGGCGACAAAGCAACGAUUGCCUUCAUCUCGACCUCAUACACUUCCCUGGAAGGCAAUGGACUCGUCACUCUGCAGUUAUCAAAGACGGACAAUGCUAAUAUUCCACUAACAGUCAGUGUCAGCACCGCCAACCUGACGGCCUACACGCCAUCUGACUACACGGCCAUCAGCGAGACCAUCACUUUCGCCCCUAGUGAGACAGUCAGAGAGGUGAACGUUACCAUAAUAAAAGAUGGAAGAGUUGAAAAUGACGAGAUAUUCCAGGCCCUCCUCACUACAAGCAACUUUGCGCAAAUUAUACUAGAGAACACUACAAGCAACGUCACAAUCAAAGAUGGCGACAAAGCAACGAUUGCCUUCAUCUCGACCUCAUACACUUCCCUUGAAGGCAAUGGACUCGUCACUCUGCAGUUAUCAAAGACGGACAAUGCUGAUAUUCCACUAACAGUCAGUGUCAGCACAGCCAACCUGACGGCCUACACGCCAUCUGACUACACGGCCAUCAGCGAGACCAUCACUUUCGCCCCUAGUGAGACAGUCAGAGAGGUGAACGUUACCAUAAUAAAAGAUGGAAGAGUUGAAAAUGACGAGAUAUUUCAGGCCCUCCUCACUACAAGCAACUUUGCGCAAAUUAUACUAGAGAACACUACAAGCAACGUCACAAUCAAAGAUGGCGACAAAGCAACGAUUGCCUUCAUUUCGACCUCAUAUACUUCCCUGGAAGGCAAUGGACUCGUCACUCUGCAGUUAUCAAAGACGGACAAUGCUGAUAUUCCACUAACAGUCAGUGUCAGCACAGCCAACCUGACGGCCUACACGCCAUCUGACUACACGGCCAUCAGCGAGACCAUCACUUUCGCCCCUAGUGAGACAGUCAGAGAGGUGAACGUUACCAUAAUAAAAGAUGGAAGAGUUGAAAAUGACGAGAUAUUUCAGGCCCUCCUCACUACAAGCAACUUUGCGCAAAUUAUACUAGAGAACACUACAAGCAACGUCACAAUCAAAGAUGGCGACAAAGCAACGAUUGCCUUCAUCUCGACCUCAUACACUUCCCUGGAAGGCAAUGGACUCGUCACUCUGCAGUUAUCAAAGACGGACAAUGCUAAUAUUCCACUAACAGUCAGUGUCAGCACCGCCAACCUGACGGCCUACACGCCAUCUGACUACACGGCCAUCAGCGAGACCAUCACUUUCGCCCCUAGUGAGACAGUCAGAGAGGUGAACGUUACCAUAAUAAAAGAUGGAAGAGUUGAAAAUGACGAGAUAUUCCAGGCCCUCCUCACUACAAGCAACUUUGCGCAAAUUAUACUAGAGAACACUACAAGCAACGUCACAAUCAAAGAUGGCGACAAAGCAACGAUUGCCUUCAUCUCGACCUCAUACACUUCCCUGGAAGGCAAUGGACUCGUCACUCUGCAGUUAUCAAAGACGGACAAUGCUAAUAUUCCACUAACAGUCAGUGUCAGCACCGCCAACCUGACGGCCUACACGCCAUCUGACUACACGGCCAUCAGCGAGACCAUCACUUUCGCCCCUAGUGAGACAGUCAGAGAGGUGAACGUUACCAUAAUAAAAGAUGGAAGAGUUGAAAAUGACGAGAUAUUUCAGGCCCUCCUCACUACAAGCAACUUUGCGCAAAUUAUACUAGAGAACACUACAAGCAACGUCACAAUCAAAGAUGGCGACAAAGCAACGAUUGCCUUCAUCUCGACCUCAUACACUUCCCUGGAAGGCAAUGGACUCGUCACUCUGCAGUUAUCAAAGACGGACAAUGCUGAUAUUCCACUAACAGUCAGUGUCAGCACCGCCAACCUGACGGCCUACACGCCAUCUGACUACACGGCCAUCAGCGAGACCAUCACUUUCGCCCCUAGUGAGACAGUCAGAGAGGUGAACGUUACCAUAAUAAAAGAUGGAAGAGUUGAAAAUGACGAGAUAUUCCAGGCCCUCCUCACUGCAAGCAACUUUGCGCAAAUUAUACUAGAGAACACUACAAGCAACGUCACAAUCAAAGAUGGCGACAAAGCAACGAUUGCCUUCAUCUCGACCUCAUACACUUCCCUGGAAGGCAAUGGACUCGUCACUCUGCAGUUAUCAAAGACGGACAAUGCUAAUAUUCCACUAACAGUCAGUGUCAGCACCGCCAACCUGACGGCCUACACGCCAUCUGACUACACGGCCAUCAGCGAGACCAUCACUUUCGCCCCUAGUGAGACAGUCAGAGAGGUGAACGUUACCAUAAUAAAAGAUGGAAGAGUUGAAAAUGACGAGAUAUUCCAGGCCCUCCUCACUACAAGCAACUUUGCGCAAAUUAUACUAGAGAACACUACAAGCAACGUCACAAUCAAAGAUGGCGACAAAGCAACGAUUGCCUUCAUCUCGACCUCAUACACUUCCCUGGAAGGCAAUGGACUCGUCACUCUGCAGUUAUCAAAGACGGACAAUGCUGAUAUUCCACUAACAGUCAGUGUCAGCACCGCCAACCUGACGGCCUACACGCCAUCUGACUACACGGCCAUCAGCGAGACCAUCACUUUCGCCCCUAGUGAGACAGUCAGAGAGGUGAACGUUACCAUAAUAAAAGAUGGAAGAGUUGAAAAUGACGAGAUAUUCCAGGCCCUCCUCACUACAAGCAACUUUGCGCAAAUUAUACUAGAGAACACUACAAGCAACGUCACAAUCAAAGAUGGCGACAAAGCAACGAUUGCCUUCAUCUCGACCUCAUACACUUCCCUUGAAGGCAAUGGACUCGUCACUCUGCAGUUAUCAAAGACGGACAAUGCUAAUAUUCCACUAACAGUCAGUGUCAGCACCGCCAACCUGACGGCCUACACGCCAUCUGACUACACGGCCAUCAGCGAGACAAUCACUUUCGCCCCUAGUGAGACAGUUAGAGAGGUGAACGUUACCAUAAUAAAAGAUGGAAGAGUUGAAAAUGACGAGAUAUUCCAGGCCCUCCUCUCGACAAGCAAUUCCGCGCAAAUUACACUCAAAAACUCUACAAGCAGCGUCACAAUUAAAGAUGAUGACAAAGCCACGAUUACUUUCAAGAGCACAUUGUACACUACUACUGAAGAUAGCGGAUUUGUAACCGUUAUUUUAUCAAAGACGGACAACGCUGAUAUCCCAUUAACCGUCAGCUUGAGCACAUCUGGCUUGACAGCCACAUCAUCGUUGGAUUACACUGCCAUCAGUAAUCAAGGCGUCACACUCGAAUCUUAUGAAACUACAAAAGGCUUCAAUAUCACCAUAGAGACCGAUAUUAGGGUGGAGACGGACGAAGAGUUCCAAGCUUUUCUUUCCAACCCGAACCCAGCUCAGAUCGAGCUUGGGGACCAAGCGGCAAACAUUACCAUAAAGGAUGAUGACAAAGCCACAAUUGGUUUCAAGUCUGCGGCGUAUAAUGUCACAGAGGAUCAAGGUUUUGUGACGAUCGAGGUGACGAAAUCAAACAAUGCAGAUGUACCUCUGACAGUUAGCUUGAGCACCGCGGAUCUAACAGCCAAGUCAGCCUCUGACUAUAUCGCUAUCUCCAACCGUAUUAUCACCUUCAAACCUGGAGAAACCUCCCAUGAGAUGAACAUAACCAUAAAAACGAACGAAAUAGUGGAGAGAAACGAAGAGUUUAAGGCUGUUCUCACAACUAGUAACUCGGCGCAGAUCGCAUUCCAAAUCCCAGAGAGCAAAGUUACCAUUAACGACGAUGAUAAAGCACGCAUUGGGUUUACGAAUACAUCUUACGUGGUUAUCGAAGGGCACGGCUACGUCACCGUGACGAUAACAAAAGAGGGAGAAUCUGACAUAGACCUUGCUGUAAUCAUGGAUACUGUACUUGUAAGCGCGUCAUCACCGCUUGACUACGUCGCCUUUGUAAACCGUGAAGUCUUGUUUCCUGCAGCUUCCCCUAUCAACAUGGUGAACAUCACCAUAGAAACAGAUGGCAGGGUGGAAUCCCAUGAAGUGUUUCGGGCCAAACUAACGGUCGACACAGCCAACAGGCCGCAUAUUGAACUCGUGACGCCCCUGACGGAGAUUACCAUUGUAGACGAUGAUAAAGCGAUCAUUGGUUUCAAUGCCACUACCUACAGUGUCGCUGAAGGCCAGGGCUUUGUUGUCGUUGAAAUAACCAAGUCAGGACACACAGAAACAACGCUUAUCGUCAGGAUAAGCACCGAAGACGGUACAGCGAAAUCCUCAUCCGACUUCAUCGCUAUAAAUAACCAAGAUGUCAUCUUUGCGCCUGACGAAAAUGCUAAACUCGUCAACAUCACCAUAGUAACAGACAACAUAGUUGAGAAUGAUGAGGUGUUUGUCAUCACUCUGACGUCAGUAAACACGUCAUCAAUAACAUUGAACCAGUCAACCGCAUAUGUGAACAUCUUAAACGACAAUAAAGUGACGGUGGAAUACGUGGGCAAUAAGUCGCGCAUAUCAGCUAAGGAAGGUGAGACAGUCGAGCUUACCUACGGAAUCACCAAUGGAGCCAGCGAUGUCAACUUCACUAUUCGACUUUAUCCCAGCCCUAUUUCAACAACAGCGGGCGAAGAUGACUUCUAUUACAACGACAGCUUAACGUUUCUGCCUGAUAUCUCAAGAAUGAUGACAAAUGUUACAAUCGUUAGCGAUAGGGAGGCUGAAGGGAAUGAAUCGAUCGCUCUGGUUGCGAAAAGCCUGGACCCAAGGGUUGUGAUUGGUGCAAAAGAAAUGGUCGUCAUUCUCAUUGAUGAUUCUGUUGACAGAGCAAGUAAACAAGAACAGAAAGAAACACUAACCAGAGACAAAGAUAUAAGCCAACAAUACUUCGUGUUGGUAGCUGUCGCUGCCGGUCUCUCAUGUGCUCUCUUACUUAUUGUCAUAAUCGUUAUCAUCAUCAUUUGCAAAAGCAGGCUGAUGGCAGAAUACAAGACAUACUAAAAAGGGCAUCAUAUCUUGGCAUCUUACACCGAUCCUCUGGUUGCAGCAAGCAGGCCAUGUGUUUAGGAACCAAGCAAAGUCAAGAAAAAGGUUCACAAUUUUAUCAGAUACGCGAAUGAUGACUUCAAGCAUUUUAACUCGUAUCAGCAGGGAUGUAUAAAGGAGGGGGGAUUUUCUAGGUAGCAUAGUCAAAAUGCUAGUAUUCAUACUGAAGAAUUCGCCGCUUACUGACUCAUGACAAGUAUUUUCUCAGAUUGCGCCCCCGCUCACCCAGUGAAAGUAAUUUGCUAAAAGGGAGUUUGGGUAAAAUGCAUUACCACUAGUUCUAAAGGUGCGGAGCUUCCGAGAUUUUUUAAACAUGAAUAUCAGAUAUACUGUAUAACAUCGAUACACAUUUGGAUUCCUAAGGAGAUUGGAGAAGAACAUAUACCCAGGGCUGUUUUACACAUAGAUAUUGUGCCAAACAUGCAACAAAGCCAAACGUAACAUGUUUAUUAUUAUUGCAUUUGUGAUAAGUUUAAUAUUCAUAUCACACUGUAUUAUUAUUAAAUAGAAUAUGAAAAUAAACAUUUGGUGUAAAAA
Nematostella vectensis (starlet sea anemone) is the source of this 7136-nucleotide messenger RNA. RefSeq names its product adhesion G-protein coupled receptor V1. Gene Ontology annotation, biological process: metal ion transport; cell communication. Bases 228 to 6554 code for a protein of 2108 amino acids. Gene Ontology annotation, cellular component: membrane. Lineage: Eukaryota; Metazoa; Cnidaria; Anthozoa; Actiniaria; Edwardsiidae. The record is from RefSeq and is a predicted model, not a curated record. The transcript has 40 exons.